AUGUCGCUCUCGUCGGGACCCGCGAAACCAGGCUCGGUCUCCAGCCGGCCAGCCACGCUCCCCGCCCCGAAGACCGCAGUCCUCAUAUCCGUCUACGACCUCCUGCCGCCGAGCGCCCUCUCCGACUUCCUGUGGACCAUCGGCGCCGGCCUGCUCCACUCCGGCGUCGUGGUCGGCGACCGGGAAUACGCCUUCGGCGGCCACCACCGGCCCGGGGUCACGGGCGUCUACUGGACGAGCCCGCACCUCGAGCCGCCCGGCGGGACCUUUCGCGCCGCCGUGCUGCGCGGGCACACGUCGCGCACCGAGAAGGAGACCGAGUCCAUCAUCAAGGACGUCUCGGACCGCUUCCUCGGCACGUCGUACAACCUCCUCACCUUCAACUGCAACCACUUCACCUCGGCCCUCUGCAAGGCCCUGCUCGGGAGGUCCGCCCCGGCCUGGCUCAACCGCGCCGCCCGCGCCGGCCGCGCCUUCCCCUGCUUCGUGCCGCGCGACUGGAUCGCCGCGCCGGAAUUCGAGACCGCCGGCGGCGAACUCCUCGACGAGGAAGACGAAGAAGAAGAGGAGGAUGGGGAGGAGAACGACGACUACGUCGAGAGCCGCUUCGGCCGGGGCGGGGACGACGCGGGCGUCAUCCGCGGCGAAUGCCUCGCGGGAGGCAAGCGGAUCGUCUUCACCACCACGGCGGAGGCCCUGCCGCCCGCGCGCAUCGUCCGAUCGAAGGACACCUCCGGGCGGGAUCUGCCCGCGGCGGAAAGGGCGCCCGUGCCGAAGAAGUUCUGA
Messenger RNA from Dissoconium aciculare CBS 342.82, 786 nucleotides. RefSeq names its product DUF862-domain-containing protein. Bases 1 to 786 code for a protein of 261 amino acids. The transcript has 2 exons. Gene Ontology annotation, biological process: protein deubiquitination. The record is from RefSeq and is a predicted model, not a curated record. Lineage: Eukaryota; Fungi; Ascomycota; Dothideomycetes; Mycosphaerellales; Dissoconiaceae. Gene Ontology annotation, molecular function: deubiquitinase activity.